AACAGAGAACCGCCGCCGCCACUCGACAGCAUUCGGUCUCCGGUGUGCGAGCACGUUCGGUCACAAAUAAAAUACACAUACACGAUCGUGUCGACGAAAAUCUGAACUCACGAUAUCAUAUCAUGUCAUUAUUGUUAUAAAUAAGACUUACGUGUACUGAGUGUGUGUCCUUUUAAUAAUAUAAUUUAGUGUAGGUAAAUAAUAGUAUAUUAUUAUUAUUCAUUACGCACAAGUCUUUGACGUUCCUCGCGCGCCCUUCCGCCGGAUCGUAAAUCGGGAUUCCGGAUAUACGUACGUAUUUCGAAAGUUCGGUUCGGUCUCUACAAUUUUACCCGUCGCGUGUGCGUGCCAACCCCCCCGUCGCAGCCGCCGCCGGAAACACAACAUUUUGUAUCUUUGUGUGCGCCUCCCGAACGACCGGAAUCAAAUAACGGAUAUGAAACGGGCUGAACGGUAAUGGGGAAUGUCCGACAUCAAAUCGACGGUCUGUGAUACUCGACCGGUGGUGGAGGUGGUGGAGGAGGGGGGCCUCCAGAAUCAACUGCAAGACGUUUGCAAAAGCAUUAAAGUCACUAACAUGAGAGCAGCCACACCGUACCUAUGUGCGCUGUACGUGGCCACGGCCGGCCACCAAGGAAACCUUCUUGGAUCUGAUGAACAGGAGAUCGUCCUGCUCAUUUACGUAGUCGUCGACAUGACAACAAACACCGUUGUAGGCAUCCAGCAAUAUUUGGUGAAGCCGACCGAAGUUGACCAAAACGAAAACAUGCUGUCUGAUCAAGUCACGUCAGACAUAGGCAUCACUGAGAAAAUGGUCAAGACUUCCGGUAUUCCCCUGCAGGAUGCUAUCGACAAGUUCGACACCUACGUAAAGUCACUGAAUAUCGAACCUCAAACACCUAUGUUUCGAAUAGUAACAGAUGGACAGCUUCCAAUCCGUCAGUGUUUGCACCGGGAAUCAUCCAUUAAAGACAUUGAACUGCCCGAAUACUACAACGUAUUUCACGACCUGCGGAAGGACUUUUCCAAAUUCUACAACGCACCUCAAGACCAAACUUUUAAUUCAAUUACAGAUCUGGUUAAUUAUCUAGAAAUAACUCAUGAAAUCGAUUCUCAGUUCUACGUAGCCGAGGUCAAGGAUAUGGUAAACAUUGUCCAAAGGCUCAUAGCUGAUGGCCAUACGUUCAAUUCGCCGGAAAUCGUUCAGCUAAAACUCGAACCGGGUAUUUGUUGGAAAAAUGAAGAAGUAGAUAACAAUUGUGUAGUCAGAGCAAGAGGUCUUCCGUGGCAAUCAUCUGAUCAAGACAUAGCCAAGUUCUUUCGUGGUCUUAAUAUAGCCAAAGGUGGUGUAGCAUUGUGUUUAAGUGCGCAUGGUCGUCGUAACGGUGAAGCAGUUGUACGUUUUGUGAACCAAGAGCAUAGAGACAUGGCUAUGAAAAGACAUAAACACCAUAUUGGUAGCCGUUAUAUUGAAGUAUAUAAAGCUAAUGGCGAAGACUUCAUAAAUGUUGCUGGGGGUAAUAGUAGUGAAGCCCAAACAUUCCUCACCAAGGGUGCCCAAGUAAUUGUACGCAUGAGGGGCUUACCUUAUGAUUGUACAGCUAAAGAUGUCAUUACUUUCUUUGAAAAUGGUGAGCAAACUUGUUCUGUAAUGGAUGGAGAAGAUGGUGUUUUAUUUGUUAAAAAACCUGAUGGACGUGCAACGGGUGAUGCGUUUGUUCUAUUUGCUGAUGAAGAUGAUGCUCCUAAAGCACUUAGUAAGCACAGAGACCUAAUAGGCACAAGGUACAUUGAACUAUUUAGGAGUACAACAGCUGAAGUACAACAGGUUUUGAACCGUGCAAUGGACCCAUCUGUGCGAUCAACAGCUAGUGAUAGCAAUGGCAACAUUACCACCCCGGUAACAACAACAGCUGGUGUGAAUAAUUCACCUACUGCACUUCUUGGGCAUGUGCCGCUUCUGCCAUUGCCUCAGCAUGUCAUCACUAGUGGCACACGAAAAGACUGUAUACGCUUACGUGGACUUCCAUAUGAAGCAAAUGUAGAACAUAUACUUGAGUUCCUCGGAGAACAUUCCAAAAAUAUUGUAUUCCAAGGUGUACAUAUGGUUUACAACUCUGUGGGUCAUGCAUCUGGUGAAGCAUUCAUUCAAAUGAACAACGAGGGCAGUGCUGCUCAGGCAGCAAUGGCUAAACACCACAAUUAUAUGUCUUUUGGCAAAAAACAACGGUAUAUCGAAGUGUUCCAGUGUUCUGGUGAAGAUAUGCAUCUGGUGUUGACUGGCGGAGGUGCUGCGUCAGGAGCUUUAUCCCCAGUAGCUGCCAAAGCGCUAUUAUCACCACCUGGCGGACCGCUGAUGACUUCUCCGCCGUUCCCGCCACCGACUUCCAACUACUCGCCGUUUUCCGGGCCACCACCGCUGAUAGGCCACCAGCCGCCGCCGUCGCUGGGCGCGCCGUACCCGCCGCCGAUCCUCUACUGGCCGUACCCGUCGCCACCCAUAUCGCCGCCGCACCAACAGCCCGCGCUACUCAUCAUGCAGGGCACGCCGCCGCCGAUGCCGCCCCCGCCGCCCGUGGACAUGUGCAAUCUCAUACACUCCGUGUCCGAGUGGAACAUUGAUUACAUGCAACAGAAUCCUCAAUUUUGCACAAUGAACGUAGGUCCGAUGGGCAUGCACUCGGCUGCGGCUUGACGCGACGCGAAACAACAGUCGGCGGCAACCGACGACGUGCAAUCGUCACAACAACGAUGUCGUUGCCGUCGAUGACCGGUCUUAUUAUUCAAAGUCACAACAAUGACCGUACUAAAUUGUGCAAAGUACAAACGGCCGCGUACUUAACGUGUUUAUAAUAAUAUGUAUAAAUAGUAAUGUUUGUAUUUAUUUAUAACUAUAUAAUAUUAUGUUAUAUAUAGAGUGAGAGAUAUUUCUAUUAGAUUUAAGAAUGUAUAUAAUAUAUAUAUAUAUAUAUAUAUAUAUACUUAGACGGAAAAAAAUAGUAUACAUAUAACAUUAAUAUUAAUAUAGUCGAGAUAACUCGACCUUAGAAAGUCAACAAAUAUCAUAUAGUCGUCUUCCACCGCGCGUAUAUUAAAGACGAAGAAAUAGUACUUACCUAAUCCUCGUUAAUAAUAUUAUUGUUGGUCACGUGUACAUAACAAUACAAUAUGAUGAUAUUUACAUAUUUAUCAUCAUAUCGAAAGUUUUAAGUCGAAUUUCUAUGUUUUGUGUGAAUUAUUAACGUAUGUGUUUUCAAUGUGAUUUCUAUUAUUUUUACCAAUUUAGUAUUCUUUUUAUAAAUUUUACUCUUUUAUAUUCAAUUUUUAAAUGACAUAAAAUAACAUACUUCCCAUUUUAUCUGCAAAUAUAUACAUGGUGAAUUUUACUUAAUGCAUUUAAAUGAUACAUACUCAAUACAAUAUGAUAGUACUUACUUAUUUCUUAGAAUUUUAAUUUUUUCGAAUGGCAACCCAUCAUAUUUCUUAUUUCAUAUUCUGAAGUCGAAUGUUUUCUAAAAAUUUUAGAAUAUGAAAUUCAAAAUAUUGUUCUAAAGCUUAAAAAAAUUAUGAAAACAAUAUUUUUUCACAAACUUGUCGACUGCGAAAACCCGUGUAAUAUGUCUUAAGUUUGAAAAAUUCACUUUGUAGGAUGAUAGUGUAUAUGUAAUAAAAUAUAUCAAGUGCUACACAUAACAAUUUAAAAAUGACUGGUGUGUGGACGUUAUUCUUGUAGAUGGCGUUGAUGUCAUUAUAUAAUUUGACGCACAUAAUACAACUCUAGCACAUUGUUACAGUUAGAUUAUUUAAUAUAAUAUAUUAUUAUUUUUAUUAUUAUUAUUAUUAUUAUUAAUAUAAUACAAUAUAUCGAUGCGAUCGGAAUAUCGUAAUAACGGUUUAUAAAAAAAAUAUUCCGCACGUAAUACGGUCUUCAUCGAGUUUUCUUAAUCAUAUAACAAGCAACGGUUCUUGAAAAUAUUUUUUUUUCGUUUUUAUGCCCUCGCAUUGUCAUUAGUCAAGUCCUAUUUAACGACCAAAUUUGUUUAUUAGUAUUAUUAAUAUUUUUUUUUUUUCGUAGGAAUUAGUGAGAUUAAUUUAUAUUUAUAUUCGUUUCAUUAAGUGCGGUUUGAAUGCGUAUAAAAGAAAUGCACACAUUGUAACUUAUAACGAUGACGGGCGCUAAGCCGCCAAAGUCAUCAUUUACAUAUAGGUACCAGCUAUAAUAAUAAUAUUAUGUUAGUUUAUGAAUCUAUUUUUGUUUAAAAUUUUAACAUUCGGUUGUACGAUCUCUAGUAUUCUUUAUGCUCGACAAAACAUAACGAAAACAAUAUUUAUAUAGUAUUGUAAUAUGAUAUAUAUAUAUAUAUAUUUUUUUUAACAUUACCUAUAUAAUGUUUUGUGCAAUUUAAUUUAAUUUUGUUUAUUUCCAAGUAGAUCUCAAAAAAGUAGAUGUUUUGACAAUUUUUUAAUUAAAUUAAUCUCGAAUGUAUAUUUUAUACUUUGGUCCUCCUCCGGAUGAACGAAUUUUCAACACAAUAAUAAUACAUUCUACCCGGCCAACGAACGGCCAUCUGUCUUAAUAUAAACAAUUAUAAUUACGAUUGCUUUCUAUAUAGUAGUUUCGUAUUUUCGUAUUUUUCGAGUAUACUUAGGUGCGUUUAUUGAAAUACAUUACUCCCCCCCCUACCGUCACGGCCGCACAAUAUAGGUAUUAUAUAAUAUAAAAUAAUAAUAUACAUCGACAAUGUUCCAAAAAUGUGUAUACGGUUUUUUUUUUAUAUAUAUAUAAUUUUCAUAAUAUUAUUAUUGUUAUUAAAUAUUAUUUAUAAAAAAUAUUAUUUUAUGAAGUGUGAAAAAGUCUUCGCCCCAGACAGUAAUUUUAAAGCGAAAUAGUUAUUAAACUGGACGAAGUGUCAGCUUUUACAUAAUGUUAUGAUAUAAUAUACAAUAAUUAUAAGUCUCGUGUUUAUCAUCUAUAACGUCUAUAUGUAAUCGUAACGUGUAUAUAAUAUAUAUACAUAAUACAUAUGUAUGUUAUGUAUAUAUAAUAGUAUACAUAGGUUUCAGACUUUCAGUUGGCCGAAAUAAAUACGAACAAUAAUAUACCGAAUAUAUAAUAUAUUAUACCACUCAAGUCGCAAUAAAUUACUAAAAAAAGAGGGAUGGAUUACGCAAAUACCUAUAUACUGUAAUAUAUUAUACCCUGGAUACCUAUGUAUCGUUUAAUCUCGAUCAUAUAACGAUAAUUGUCUGCCUAAAGUGUCUACGUCGUUAUUGAAUUUUAAAAUGUUUUAUUCGUAACAUGUAUGGAUGUUUUUAUGUGUGAUGUAGGCACUUUGUAAAACUCUAAAUAUUUUAUACUGCCCUAACCAAUGUAUUAUAUAAUGUGAAUAUUAAAAAAAAAAAAACAUCCGAUGACUAAUGUUUUGUAUUCGCCAUUUGGCUUCAAUAAAAAAUUCCGUUUGCCAAUCGAAAAAAUAAGCGAUUUUUCGUUGUAUAAUGUCUUGUAUAGUUUAAUACUUUAAAUGAUAUAAUAUAAUUUUGUCCGUUGAACAAUACAAUUUACGAUUUCAAGUAAUAGUAUUUCUCAUCGCGUCCGUUUUUCCAUUUUGGUUGUAACUACAUCGCGUAAACAUGUCACUAUAAUAAAAUUUAGUAAUCGAAUUUUGUAUUAUUACCACCCUAAGCUCAUAUAUAGGUUAGGUUUGGUGUAUGAUCUGUAAGUUACUACAUAUCUUAUUUUGCUCGAUGUCUCUCUGACUUUGAAAUAAUUCAUUGUCGUGCAUUAAUAUAUCAUAUAGAUAUAGGAUAUAGAUAUAGGUACCUACAAAUAUUAUUAUGAUUAAAUUCUACUUUUGUUUCGUUCGAUUAGAUGUAUAAUAAUAUGCAGGUUAAGAAUAUAUAGACCAAAAUAAUAAUUUAUGCUGCUAUCUGUGUUUUUGUAGUGCAAUAAUAUAAUAAUCGUUGAAUAUUAUAAUAUAUAUACCCGUGUUGUUAAUUAAUUAUACAUUAUUACUAUUUUUACGUUAUAGUUGUAGUGUUUUAAAAUUAAAUUAAAUAUAAAUUAAAUGUGUGUGUGUGCGUGUGAAAACAAUGUUUAAUUAUUUUGUAACCUAGAAAUUGUGAUUCACUUCACAUAUUUUAAAGUCUACUUAUUAUCUGGUAUAAUACGUAGUUUUUUUAUGGUUGACCGUAGAUCAACCCCUUUGUAUUUAAGUCGUCUCCAGUCCCUUUUAGUCAAUUAUAAUAUUAUUAAAUACAUGAAAAUAAAGUGUACGUACAUAAUAUGUUUUUUAGUUAAUUAUUAUAGUUUCAAUUUUAUUAUUAUUAUUAUUAAUACCUACCUAAUUGUACACCUAAUCGUCGUCUAGUACCAAUACUUGUAUGACAUUAUUAAUAUUACAUUUUUGUUUUAAUUUGAAUACAAUAUAUUAUAUUAUUAUAGACCUUUGAAAAAUACA
This is a messenger RNA of Acyrthosiphon pisum (pea aphid), 6458 nucleotides long. RefSeq names its product RNA-binding protein fusilli. The transcript is spliced from 15 exons. The record is from RefSeq and is a predicted model, not a curated record. NCBI's taxonomy places the organism in Eukaryota, Metazoa, Arthropoda, Insecta, Hemiptera, Aphididae. Gene Ontology annotation, molecular function: RNA binding. The coding region runs from base 464 to 2695 and encodes 743 amino acids.